Molecule: messenger RNA, 2191 nt
Organism: Seminavis robusta
Lineage: Eukaryota; Bacillariophyta; Bacillariophyceae; Naviculales; Naviculaceae
Source: the annotation of a GenBank genome assembly
GGACCGAUAAAAAAGAAGGACGAUCCACGAUUAUUCUAUCGACGUCUGUACGUCCCCCCUCCUCCUCUUUUUCUUUUCUUUCUUUUCCCUUCCUGCGCGUGACCGCGCAAAAGGCGGACCCUGUGUUGGCGGAGAUCCAUGCGUUCGAUUCAUCAUUACGAUUGAAGAUUCGAUUCGAUUCAUCGUUUCCACCAUGGCAAGCGCUCAAAGGGGGAAACCGGUCAGCCGUGAUGAUUUCAACAAGUCUCUCACUUUGAUCAAUUUCCGUCUGUGUGAAGAGGCCAAGAACUGGAAAGGUAGCCCAAAUGAACUCUUGAACAAAUGGAUUCCCUUAGAAGUGGGAGAUGUAGCCGAAGACCGAGACAAUGCCAAGCUUGGCGGCGUUCCAGACCAUUGUUUGGCCCGGGCGUCAAUGCAAAUUAUGAUUUCAUCCUUUUUCGCUGGUGCGAUUCCCUCACAGUACCGAAAGAGCGAGCAUUUUGCAGAACAAUAUUUCAAGAGUUUUUUCAUGUAUUCUCUCCUCACAAGCUUGCCACACUUGAUUACCCCCAACAUCGGGCUGAUUGGCCUGCCAGGGUUCAACAACAUCAGUGAGUUUCUUGAUGUGAGUGUUCAGAUCAAGGAGCAAGAUGGCAAUCAGCUGACCUGGAAGUCUGGUCAGAAUGGUCACGGCUUCGGAUUCGUCGGGGCAAGUAUCAAGGAAAGCAGGAAUGGGUUGGUUGGGGAAUGCCUUGUUGCGGCCUUGCGCUAUUUUGAGGGACGCUGCGAGGACACGACAAACAACGAAGAGUUUCAACGAGCCAUGGUCGACUUGCGGCAAAGACUCAUUGAUUUACUCCAAAAAAUCAAAGAAAUCCGCGCCGAGCUUGAGAUCAAACCGUUGAAUGUCGCGAAGAUUGGAGAGCUGAAAAUCCAAAACGUUGCUCGGGCUUUGACAAUCCACGUUCUGCAGUCGGGCAUGGAGUAUCGGGAAAUGAUGAAAAAGCAGGAGAAAGUACCCUCAAAAAAGGAAUUUGAAGACGCCCGACCAACUGGUUUUGCCAAGGAAUCCUGGAAGUUGUUGCAUGAAGUUUUGGACACAGGAGACCUUUCCAAGUGGGCGAGUAAGAAACUUGAUGAGGACAAAAUAGCCAAGAAGGGUGAGACACAGCUGGCAUUGUUUUGUCUCGGGUGGCCAGACAGUCCUCUGCACACCUACCUGUGUCGAUGGAUGUGUGCCUCGUUGAACUCUGUCAAAGAAGUCAGAGAAACGGCUGAGGAAAUGAUAGCGAAAGCGAAUGUAGACGCGAAAGAACAAGAAAUCUUCAUCCAUUUUGUUGAGGACGCCAGCCGUUGUUUGGGCAGCAAAUCGUUGGCACCGGUGGUAGGAAUCUCAGACAUUCGCGACCGGCAGAAGCGGGAUGAAGCAUUGGAGCAGGCCAAAAAUCAAGAGCAGCAGUGGCGCAUAGAUCAGGAGACUCGCAUGACAAAGUUUAUCGGAACUGCUACAAAGUUGUUGGGCUUCCUGCAGCGCCUUGAAGAAGAAGCGAACGUUGGGGAACAGCCGGACUUCCUGCAACGUCAGCGUGAGGCACACCUUCUUGCAGAAGAAGAAGCGAAUGCUGGGGAACGGCCGGACGACAACCCAAAAGAUGGCGACAAUGAGGACUACAUCGACUUCGUUGACGCAGACGAAUUUUCAUGUGAGGGCGACGCUGACCAAAUGCUUCGUCGAGAUGGACAGGCACUACUGGCUGAUGCUCGUUUGCAAGACACAACAAUUUGCAACAAGGGCGCAAAGUCUGACGUGUUCCAGCUAAAUGCCAGUUACUGGCGUCGCCACCUCUUUCCAGUUAUCGUGUCUUUGGGGUUGAUAUUGGUUUUCCCAAGCCUGCGUGCUUUUUAUGGAGGCAUUGGAGGUACCCCUGGCAACCCACCUGUCCAAGAGCCGGCACCGAAAAUUACCAAUGAGCUACAAAGAGUGGAACCAACGACGGGACAGGCAGGCGUCAAUGUUGGGCCGGUAGAAACAGAAGGGGGCGUCGCUGCGGAACCGACGUUGGGAGCAGGAGACCUCAAUCCUGGCUUGAAAGCAUCUGAUGGAACGUCCGACGGUGAAAUGGAACGGCUCCUAGGAAUGAUGUUAGAGCCGGAAAGAAAGAGAUUUGAAGAAGAUGAACGGCGGAGAAAGGAAUUGGCGCAAAUGUGGUAA